This is a messenger RNA of Acanthosepion pharaonis, 9171 nucleotides long. NCBI's taxonomy places the organism in Eukaryota, Metazoa, Mollusca, Cephalopoda, Sepiida, Sepiidae. The record is from the annotation of a GenBank genome assembly.
AUGCACAUCCGGUUUCCAGCAUUCGCAUCCGGUUUCAUGCCAAUCCGGUCACCAGAAUGCCCGCCAGGUCUCCAGUAUCCUCAACCGGUCUCCAGCAUUCCCGUCCGGUUUCAUGCACAUCCGUUCUCCAAAAUGCCUGUUAGGUCUCCAGUAUGUACAUCCAGUAUCCAGCAUGCUCAUUCCCACCGGGUCUCCGGUAUGCACAUCAGCUCUCCAGUAUUCUCGUCACGUUUCAUGCCGGUCCGGCCCGUCCUGUUUACUGUAUGUCCGUUAGGUCUCCAGUAUGCGUAUCCGGUCUACAUCAUUCGCAUCGUGUUUCAUAUCCGUUCGGUCUCCAUCAUUCCCAUCCGGUCUCAAUCAUCCACGUCAAGUCUCCAGCCGUUCCUGUCUCCAGUAUGUCCGUCAGGUCUCCAGUAUGCGCAUCCGGUCUCCAACAUUACCAUCCGGUUUCAGUCCCGUCCUGUCUCCAGUAUGCACGUCAAGUCUCCAGCCCGUCCACUCUCCAGUAUGUCCGUCAGGUCUCCAGUAUGCGCAUCCGGUCUCCAACAUUACCAUCCGGUUUCAGUCCCGUCGUGUCUCCAGUAUGCACGUCAAGUCUCCAGUGUGAUCAUACGGUCUCAAAUAUUCACAUCUGGUUUCAAGCCCGUCCUCUUUCCAGUAUGUCCGGCAGGUCUCCAGCCCCUCCUCUCUAAAGUAUGUCCGUCAGGUCUCCAGUAUGUGCAUCCGGUCUCCAACAUUACCAUCCGGUUUCAGUCCCGUCCUGUCUCCAGCCCGUCCUCUCUCCAGUAUGCCCGUCAGGUCUCCAGUAUGCGCAUCCGGUCUCCAACAUCACCAUCCGGUUUCAGUCCCGUCCUGUCUCCAGCGCGACCUCUCUCCAGUAUGUCCGUCAGGUCUCCAGUAUGCGCAUCCGGUCUCCAACAUUACCAUCCGGUUUCAGUCCCGUCCAGUCUCCAGUAUGCACGUCAAGUCUCCAGUGUGAUCAUACGGUCUCAAAUAUUCCCAUCUGGUUUCAAGCCCGUCCUCUUUCCAGUAUGUCCGGCAGGUCUCAAGCCCGUCCUCUGUCCAGUAUGUCCGUCAGGUCUCCAUUAUGCGCAUCCGGUCUCCAACAUUACCAUCCGGUUUCAGUCCCGUCCUGUCUCCAGCCCCUCCUCUCUAAAGUAUGUCCGUCAGGUCUCCAGUAUGUGCAUCCGGUCUCCAACAUUACCAUCCGGUUUCAGUCCCGUCCUGUCUCCAGUAUGCACGUCAAGUCUCCUGCCCGUCCUCUCUCCAGUAUGUCCGUCAGGUCUCCAGUAUGCGCAUCCGGUCUCCAACAUCACCAUCCGGUUUCAGACCCGUCCUGUCUCCAGCGCGUCCUCUCUCCAGUAUGUCCGUCAGGUCUCCAGUAUGCGCAUCCGGUCUCCAACAUUACCAUCCGGUUUCAGUCCCGUCCUGUCUCCAGUACGCACGUCAAGUCUCCAGCCCCUCCUCUCUCCAGUAUGUCCGUCAGGUCUCCAGUAUGCGCAUCCGGUCUCCAACAUUACCAUCCGGUUUCUGUCCCGUCCUGUCUCCAGUCCGUCCUGUCUCCAGUAUGUCCGUCAAGUCUCCAGUAUGCGCAUCCGGUCUCCAACAUUACCAUCCGGUUUCAGUCCCGUCCUGUCUCCAACCCCUCCUCUCUCCAGUAUGUCCGCAGGUCUCCAGUAUGCGCAUCCGGUCUCCAACAUCACCAUCCGGUUUCAGUCCCGUCCUGUCUCCAGCGCGUCCUCUCUCCAGUAUGUCCGUCAGGUCUCCAGUAUGCGCAUCCGGUCUCCAACAUUACCAUCCGGUUUCAGUCCCGUCCUGUCUCCAGUCCGUCCUGUCUCCAGUAUGUCCGUCAGGUCUCCAGUAUGCGCAUCCGGUCUCCAACAUUACCAUCCGGUUUCAGUCCCGUCCUGUCUCCAGCCCGUCCUCUCUCCAGUAUGUCCGUCAGGUCUCCAGUAUGCGCAUCCGGUCUCCAACAUCACAAUCCGGUUUCAGUCCCGUCCUGUCUCCAACCCCUCCUCUCUCCAGUAUGUCCGGCAGGUCUCCAGUAGGCGCAUCCGGUCUCCAACAUUACCAUCCAGUUUCUGUCCCGUCCUGUCUCCAGUCCGUCCUGACUCCAGUAUGUCCGUCAAGUCUCCAGUAUGCGCAUCCGGUCUCCAACAUUACCAUCCGGUUUCAGUCCCGUCCUGUCUCCAACCCCUCCUCUCCAGUAUGUCCGCAGGUCUCCAGUAUGCGCAUCCGGUCUCCAACAUCACCAUCCGGUUUCAGUCCCGUCCUGUCUCCAGCGCCCCUCCUCUCUCCAGUAUGUCCGUCAGGUCUCCAGUAUGCACAUCCGGUCUCCAUGUCCGGUUUCAGUCCCGUCCUGUCCAGCCCCGUCCUCUCCAGUAUGUCCGUCAGGUCUCCAGUAUGCGCAUCCGGUCUCCAACAUUACCAUCCGGUUUCAGUCCCAUCCUGUCCCAGUAUGCACGUCAAGUCUCCAGUGUGAUCAUCCGGUCUCAAAUAUUCCCAUCUGUUUCAGUUCCGUCCUCUCUCCAGUAUGUCCGUCAUCCCAGUAUGCGCAUCCGGUCUCCAACAUUACCAUCCGGUUUCAGUCCCGUCCUGUCUCCAGCCCGUCCUCUCCCAGUAUGUCCGUCAGGUCUCCAGUAUGCGCAUCCGGUCUCCAACAUUACCAUCCGGUUUCAGUCCCGUCCUGCCCAUUCCUCUCUCCAACAUUAUGUCCGUCCAGGUCUCCAGUAUGCGCAUCCGGUCUCCAACAUUCCCAUCUGGUUUCAGUCCCCUCCUGUCCUGUCCUGUCUCAGUCCCCUCCUCUCUCCAGUAUGUCCGUCAGGUCUCCAGUAUGCGCAUCCGGUCUCCAACAUUACCAUCCGGUUUCAGUCCCGUCCUGUCUCCAGCCCGUCCUGUCUCCAGUAUGUCCGUCAGGUCUCCAGUAUGCGCAUCCGGUCUCCAACCGGCAUUACCAUCCCAUUUCAGUCCCAUCCUGUCUCCAGCCCGUCCUCUCUCCAGUAUGUCCGUCAGGUCUCCAUUAUGCGCAUCCGGUCUCCAACAUUACCAUCCGGUUUCAGUCCCGUCCUGUCUCCAGUAUGCACGUCAAGUCUCCAGCCCCUCCUCUCUCCAGUAUGUCCGUCAGGUUCCAUUAUGCGCAUCCGGUCUCCAACGGUUUUACCAUCCGGUUUCAGUCCCGUCCUGUCUCCAGCCCCCAGUCUGGUUUCAGGCCCCGGUCCUCUGUCCCGUCCUGUCUCCAGUAUGUCCCAGUGUGAUCAGGUCUCCAUUAUCUGGUUUCGCAUCCGUAUGUCCGUCAGGUCCAACAUUACCAUCCGGUUUCAGUCCCGUCCUGUCUCCAGCCCGUCCUCUCUCCAGUAUGUCCGUCAGGUCUCCAUUAUGCAUCCGGUCUCCAACAUUACCAUCCGGUUUCAGUCCCCUGUCCAGUCAAGUCAGUAUGAUCAUCCGGUCAAAUAUUCCCAUCUGUCUCCAGUAUGUCCGUCAGGCCCCAGUCCGUCAAGUCUCCAGUGUGAUCUCCUCAAAUAUGUCCGUCCUCUCUCCAGGUCCGUCAGGUCUCAGUAUGCGCAUCCGGUCUCCAACAUCACCAUCCGGUUUCAGUCCCGUCCUGUCUCCAGCCCGUCCUCUCUCCAGUAUGUCCGUCAGGUCUCCAGUAUGCGCAUCCGGUCUCCAACAUUACCAUCCGGUUUCAGUCCCGUCCUGUCUCCAGUAUGCACGUCAAGUCUCCAGCCCCUCCUCUCUCCAGUAUGUCCGUCAGGUCUCCAGUAUGUGCAUCCGGUCUCAACAUCACCAUCCGGUUUCAGUCCCGUCCUGUCUCCACCCGUCCUCUCUCCAGUAUGUCCGUCAGGUCUCCAGUAUGCGCAUCCGGUCUCCAACAUCACCAUCCGGUUUCAGUCCCGUCCUGUCUCCAGCCCUCCUCUCUCCAGUAUGUCCGUCAGGUCUCCAGUAUGCGCAUCCGGUCUCCAACAUUACCAUCCGGUUUCAGUCCGUCCUCAGUCUCCAGUAUGCAUCGUCAAGUCAUCCAGUAUGAUCAUCCGUCUCAAAUAUUCCCAUCUGGUUUCAGGUCCCUCCUCUCUCCAGUAUGUCCGUCAGGGUCUCCAGCCCGUCCUCUCCAGUAUGUCCGUCAGGUAUGUCCGGUCAGGUCCUGUCCCAGUAUGCACGUCAAGUCUCCAUCCGGUCUCAACAUUCCCAUCCAUCCGGUUUCCGUCAGUCCCAGUCCAUCCGUCUCCAACAUUACCAUCCGGUUUCAGUCCCGUCCUGUCUCCAGUAUGCACGUCAAGUCUCCAGUGUGAUCAUCCGUCUCAAAUAUUCCCAUCUGAUUCAUCCUCUCCAGUAUGUCCGUCAGGUCUCAAAUGGUUUCAUCCGUCCUGUCUCCAAUGCACGUCAAGUUCCACCAUCCGGUUUCAGUCCCCUCCUCUCUCCAGUAUGUCCGUCAAGUCUCCAGUCGCAUCCGGUCUCAAAUAUUCCCAGUCCCGUCCUGUUUCAGGUCCCAGUAUGAUCAUCCGGUCUCUCUCUGGUUUCAGGUCCGUAUGUCCGUCAGGUCUCCAGUAUGCGCAUCCGGUCUCCAACAUUACCAUCCGGUUUCAGUCCCGUCCUUAUGUCCGUCAGGUCUCCAGUAUGCGCAUCCGGUCUCCAACAUCACCAUCCGGUUUCAGUCCCGUCCUGUCUCCAGCCCGUCCUCUCUCCAGUAUGUCCGUCAGGUCUCCAGUAUGCGCAUCCGGUCUCCAACAUCACCAUCCGGUUUCAGUCCCGUCCUGUCUCCAGCCCCUCCUCUCUCCAGUAUGUCCGUCAGGUCUCCAGUAUGCGCAUCCGGUCUCCAACAUUACCAUCCGGUUUCAGUCCCGUCCUGCCCGUCCUCUCUCCAGUAUGUCCGUCCGUCAGGUCUCCAGUAUGCGCAUCCGGUCUCCAACAUCCAUCCGGUUUCAGUCCCGUCCUGUUCCAGCCCGUCCUCUCUCCAGUAUGUCCGUCAGGUCUCCAGUAUGCAUCCGGUCUCCAACAUUACCAUCCGGUUUCAGUCCCGUCCUGUCUCCAGUAUGCACGUCAAGUCUCCAGCCGUCCUCUCUCCAGUAUGUCCGUCAGGUCUCCAGUAUGCGCAUCCGGUCUCCAACAUUACCAUCCGGUUUCAGUCCCGUCCUGUCUCCAGCCCCUCCUCUCUCCAGUAUGUCCCAGUCAGGUCUCCAGUAUGAUCAUCCAGUCAUCCCAUCUGGGCCCGUCCUCUCCAACAUCUCCACCAUCCGGUUUCAGGUUUCCCUGUCCUGUCUCCAGUCCGUCCUCUCCAGUAUGUCCGUCAGGUCUCCAGUAUGCGCAUCCGGUCUCCAACAUUACCAUCCGGUUUCAGUCCCGUCCUGUCUCCAGUCCUGUCUCCAGUCCUCCAGUCUCCAGUAUGUCCGUCAGGUCCGUCCCAGUAUGCGCAUCCGGUCUCCAACAUUACCAUCCGGUUUCAGUCCCGUCCUGUCUCCAGCCCGUCCUCUCUCCAGUAUGUCCGUCAGGUCUCCCAGUAUGCGCAUCCGGUCUCCAACAUUACCAUCCGGUUUCAGUCCCGUCCUGUCUCCAGUAUGCACGUCAAGUCUCCAGUGUGAUCAUCCGGUCUCAAAUAUUCCCCAUCUGGUUUCAGGCCCGUCCUCUCUCCAGUAUGUCCGUCAGGUCUCCAGUAUGCGCAUCCGGUCUCCAACAUCACCAUCCGGUUUCAGUCCCGUCCUGUCUCCAGCCCUCCUCUCUCCAGUAUGUCCGUCAGGUCUCCAGUAUGCGCAUCCGGUCUCCAACAUUACCAUCCGGUUUCAGUCCCAUCCUGUCUCAAGCCCGUCCUCUCUCCAGUAUGUCCGUCAGGUCUCCAGUAUGCGCAUCCGGUCUCCAACAUUACCAUCCGGUUUCAGUCCCAUCCUGUCUCCAGUAUGCACGUCAAGUCUCCAGUAUGAUCAUCCGGUCUCAAAUGAUUUCAUCCGGUCCGUCCCCAUCUGGUUUCAGUCCUGUCCUGUCUCCAGUAUGUCCGUCCGUCAGGUCUCCAGUAUGCGCAUCCGGUCUCCAACAUUACCAUCCGGUUUCAGUCCCGUCCUGUCUCCAGCCCCUUUCUCUCUCCAGUAUGUCCGUCAGGUCUCCAGUAUGCAUCCGGUCAACAUUACCAUCCGGUUUCAGUCCCGUCCUGUUCCAGUAUGCACGUCAAGUCUCCAGCCCGUCCUCUCUCCAGUAUGUCCGUCAGGUCUCCAAUAUGCGCAUCCGGUCUCCAACAUUACCAUCCGGUUUCAGUCCCGUCCUGUCUCCAGCCCGUCCUCUCUCCAGUAUGUCCGGCAGGUCUCCAGUAGGCGCAUCCGGUCUCCAACAUCACCAUCCGGUUCAGUCCCGUCCUGUCUCCAGCCCGUCCUCUCUCCAGUAUGUCCGUCAGGUCUCCAGUAUGCGCAUCCGGUCUCCAACAUUACCAUCCGGUUUCAGUCCCGUCCUGUCUCCAGUAUGCACGUCAACGUCAGUCUCCAGCCCUCCUCUCCAGUAUGUCCGUCAGGUCUCCAGUAUGCGCAUCCGGUCUCCAACAUUACCAUCCGGUUUCAGUCCCGUCCUGUCUCCAGCCCGUCCUCUCUCCAGUAUGUCCGUCAAAUAUGCGCAUCCGGUCAUCAUGGGUUUUCCUGUCAGUAUGCACGGUUCCAGUGUGAUCAUCCAUCCGGUUUCAGUCCUCCUCUCCAGUAUGUCCGUCAGGCCCGUCCUCUCUCCCAGUAUGUCCGUCAGGUCUCCAGUAUGCGCAUCCGGUCUCCAUCACCAUUACCAUCCGGUUUCAGUCCCGUCCUGUCUCCAGUAUGCACGUCAAGUCUCCAGCCCCUCCUCUCUCCAGUAUGUCUGUCAGGUCUCCAUUAUGUGCAUCCGGUCUCCAACAUUACCAUCCGGUUUCAGUCCCGUCCUGUCUCCAGCCCGUCCUCUCUCCAGUAUGACCGUCAGGUCUGCAGUAUGCGCAUCCGGUCUCCAACAUCACCAUCCGGUUUCAGUCCCGUCCUGUCUCCAACCCCUCCUCUCUCCAGUAUGUCCGUCAGGUCUCCAGUAGGCGCAUCCGGUCUCCAACAUUACCAUCCGGUUUCAGUCCCGUCCUGUCUCCAGCCCCUCCUCUCUCCAGUAUGUCCGUCAGGUCUCCAUUAUGUGCAUCCGGUCUCCAACAUUACCAUCCGGUUUCAGUCCCGUCCUGUCUCCAGCCUCUCUUCUCUCCAGUAUGUCCGUCAGGUCUCCAAUAUGUGCAUCCGGUCUCCAACAUUACCAUCCGGUUUCAGUCCCGUCCUGUCUCCAGCCCGUCCUCUCUCCAGUAUGUCCGUCAGGUCUCCAGUAUGCGCAUCAGGUCUCCAACAUCACCAUCCGGUUUCAGUCCCGUCCUGUCUCCAGCCCGUCCUCUGUCCAGUAUGUCCGUCAGGUCUCCAGUAUGCGCAUCCGGUCUCCAACAUUACCAUCCGGUUUCAGUCCCGUCCUGUCUCCAGUAUGCACGUCAAGUCUCCAGCCCGUCCUCUCUCCAGUAUGUCCGUCAGGUCUCCAGUAUGCGCAUCCGGUCCGUCAGGUCCAACAUCACCAUCCGGUUUCAGUCCCGUCCUGUCUCCAGCCCGUCCUCUCUCCAGUAUGUCCGUCAGGUCUCCAGUAUGCGCAUCAGGUCUCCAACAUCACCAUCCGGCUUCAGUCCCGUCCUGUCUCCAGCCCCUCCUCUCUCCAGUAUGUCCGUCAGGUCUCCAUUAUGCGCAUCUGGUCUCCAACAUUACCAUCCGGUUUCAGUCCCGUCCUGUCUCCAGUAUACACGUCAAGUCUCCAUCCCCUCCUCUCUCCAGUAUGUCCGUCAGGUCUCCAGUAUGGGCAUCCGGUCUCCAACAUUACCAUCCGGUUUCAGUCCCGUCCUGUCUCCAGUCCGUCCUGUCUCCAGUAUGUCCGUCAGGUCUCCAGUAUGCGCAUCCGGUCUCCAACAUUACCAUCCGGUUUCUGUCCCGUCCUGUCUCCAUUAUGCACGUCAAGUCUCCAGCCCCUCCUCUCUCCAGUAUGUCCGUCAGGUCUCCAGUAUGCGCAUCCGGUCUCCACCAUUACCAUCCGGUUUCAGUCCCGUCCAGUCUCCAGUAUGCACGUCAAGUCUCCAGUGUGAUCAUCCGGUCUCAAAUAUUCCCAUCUGAUUUCAGGCCCCUCCUCUCUCCAGUAUGUCCGUCAGGUCUCCAGUAUGCGCAUCCGGUCUCCACCAUUACCAUCCGGUUUCAGUCCCGUCCUGUCACUAGUCCGUCCUGUCUCCAGUAUGUCCGUCAGGUCUCCAGUAUGCGCAUCCAGUCUCCAACAUUACCAUCCGGUUUCAGUCCCGUCCUGUCUCCAGUAUGCACGUCAAGUCUCCAGCCCCUCCUCUCUCCAGUAUGUCCGUCAGGUCUCCAGUAUGCGCAUUCGGUCUCCACCAUUACCAUCCGGUUUCAGUCCCGUCCUGUCUCCAGUCCGUCCUGUCUCCAGUAUGUCCGUCAGGUCUCCAGUAUGCGCAUCCGGUCUCCAACAUUACCAUCCGGUUUCAGUCCCGUCCUGUCUCCAGUAUGCACGUCAAGUCUCCAGCCCGUCCUCUGUCCAGUAUGUCCGUCAGGUCUCCAGUAUGCGCAUCCGGUCUCCACCAUUACCAUCCGGUUUCAGUCCCGUCCUGUUCCUCCUGUCUCCAGUAUGUCCGUCAGGUCUCCAGUAUGCGCAUCCGGUCUCCAACAUUACCAUCCGGUUUCAGUCCCAUCCUGUCUCCAGUAUGCACGUCAGGUCUCCAGUAUACUCAUCAAGUCUCCAACAUGCUCAGCAUGUUUCAUGCCCAUCCAGUCUAUAGAAUACCGUCAGUUCCUCAGUAUACUUAUCGGGUCACCAGCAUUCCCAUCUUGUUUCAUACCCAUCCAGUCUCCUCUAUGCCCGCGAGAUCUCCCGUAUGCUCAUCCGGUCUCCAUCAUACGCAGCCGGUUUCAUGUCCAUCCAGUCCUCAAUAUGCCCGUCAGGUUUCCAGUGUGCUCAUCCGGUCUCCAGCAUUCCCACCCGGCUUCAUGCCUAUCGCGCAAAUGCCGCAUAUUUGAUCUACCAAUGCUCUACACUACACUUUCUCUCUCUCUCUCUCUAACUCUCUCUCUCUCUCUAACUCUUUCUCUCUCUCUCACACUCUCAAUCUUUAUAUCUCUAUCUCUCUCUCUUUCUCUCUCUCCCUUUCUCUCUCUCACUCUCUCUCUCUAA